Molecule: messenger RNA, 1824 nt
Organism: Candidozyma haemuli
Lineage: Eukaryota; Fungi; Ascomycota; Pichiomycetes; Serinales; Metschnikowiaceae
Product: diphosphomevalonate decarboxylase
Exons: 3
Coding region: 1-1824 (607 amino acids)
Biological process (GO): isopentenyl diphosphate biosynthetic process, mevalonate pathway
Cellular component (GO): cytosol; membrane
Molecular function (GO): diphosphomevalonate decarboxylase activity; phosphotransferase activity, for other substituted phosphate groups; ATP binding
Source: RefSeq, a predicted model, not a curated record
AUGACAGUUUACACAGCUUCGGCCACUGCGCCAGUCAACAUUGCGACUUUAAAGUAUUGGGGUAAAAGAGACAAGACUCUCAAUCUUCCUACGAACUCUUCCAUCUCGGUUACGUUGGACCAACAAGACUUGAGAACCUUGACCUCUGCUGCCACUUCUGCUGAUUUCAAGAAAGACAACUUGUGGUUGAACGGCAAGGAAGAAGGUAUUAAGGGCGAGAGAACCAUUGCAUGCUUGAAAGACUUGAAGAAGUUGAGAAAGGAAUUGGAAGAUUCAGACUCUUCUUUGCCCAAGUUCUCUGAAUGGGGUGUCCACAUUGUGUCUGAGAACAACUUCCCAACCGCUGCUGGUUUGGCAUCUUCUGCUGCUGGCUUCGCUGCCUUGGUCCUGGCCAUCGCUAAGUUGUACAAACUUCCGCAGCUGAUGUCUGAGAUUUCCAAGAUUGCCAGAAAGGGUUCUGGUUCUGCUUGUAGAUCGUUGUUUGGCGGUUACGUUGCAUGGGAAAUGGGUGAUGCUGCUGAUGGUCUGGACUCCAAGGCUGUCGAGGUUGCUCCAGUUGACCACUGGCCUCUGAUGAAGGCUGCCAUCUUGGUUGUCUCUGACGACAAGAAGGACACACCUCUGACAACAGGAAUGCAGAGCACUGUCGCUACUUCUGAUUUGUUCCAGUACCGUAUCAAGGACGUUGUGCCAAAGAGAUUCGAGGAAAUGAAGCAGGCUAUCCAGGAACGUAACUUUGAAGUUUUCGGUGACUUGACCAUGAAGGACUCCAACUCUUUCCACGCCGUGUGCUUGGACACCGUCCCACCAAUCUUCUACUUGAACGAUACUUCCAAGAAGAUCAUCAAGUUGAUUCACAAGUUGAAUGAGCAGGAGGGCAAGAUCAUCGCUGCUUACACCUUCGAUGCUGGUCCAAAUGCUGUGGUUUAUUACGAAGAGCAGAACGAGAACAAGGUUCUUGGUUUGAUCCACAAGUACUUCCACCAGGUUCCAGGUUGGGAAAAGGUUGCCAACACCAAGUCCAACUUCGUUGACUCUGACAUUGAAUUUGAUAACGAAGCCUACAAGGGAGUUAGCAGAAUCAUCUUGACCCAAGUCGGUCCAGGCCCACAGGAAACCAGUCAAACUUUGGUCAACGACAGCGAGAAUAUCACCAAAGAUGAAAGCAUAGACAUCAAGCAACCACUCAAGAUUCCAACUCCACAAGAAAUUUCAUCCCAGAUUUAUACGGUGCCCAAUAUACUUACCAUGACAAGAAUAGCCACAACACCUUUCAUUGGUUACUUCAUUGCAACCGGUCAAUCGACACCAGCCAUUGCCCUCUUCAUUUAUUCAUGUGCCACUGACUUUGUUGAUGGCUUUAUUGCACGCAAAUAUAACUUGAAGUCUGUGUUGGGGUCUAUCUUGGAUCCAGCAGCAGAUAAGUUCCUCAUGACAGUUUGUACCGUUGCACUUUCUGCUCAACAUGUAAUGCCAUGGUACGCUGCGACGCUAAUACUUGGUAGAGACGUCAUGCUUAGUUUCAUUGGAUUUUAUGUCAGGUGGAGAUCAUUACCGCCACCCAAGACAUUCAAGAGAUUCGCUGAUUUAUCGAUCCCAACACAUACAGUUCAUCCUAAUCUUUUGGGGAAGGUGAAUACCGCAUUGCAGAUGUUUUACAUUGGCGGUUUGGUGCUCCUUCCUUGGUUCGAUGAAGCAACUGGUUUGCAUGAUACUCUGGCUUUGGUAUUUGAAUACUUUGGUUACCUAGUAACCGCCACUACAUUCUGCAGUGGAGUGAGCUAUCUUGUUGGAAGGAACGGCGCCAAACUUCUAGGCAAAUAA